AUGGCUGAGUUAAUGGGUUUUAUAAUACCAAACUUGGACUUUAUAUGGUCUGCCAAAUUCUGGUUUUAUUUCCAUAUUGUUAUAUGGCUUCAUCGCUAUGUGCGUCUUCUAGUCCACUGUGUCAGCCACUGGACCUACAAGUCCGUGCAGCCGAAAAAGGAUCCCAAGUUCACCUCGGCAGAUGUCACUGUCGUUAUUCCCACAAUCCACAAUCAAUUCGAGGAACUGCGGACCUCGCUUGAAAGCAUCCUAGCAUGCAAGCCCGCCAAGCUCAUACUCGUAACCACGUGGAACAAGUAUGAAGCGCUCACAGCAAUGGCGGCCACGCUGAGGAAGCCGGCGUGCGACCACCCCAUAAAAAUCGAAGUCCUUCAUGUGGACAAGGCAAACAAAAGACUGCAGGUGUGCAAGGCGUUGGAGGAUAACCAUGUCGAAACCGAAAUAACGGUCAUGGCUGACGAUGAUGUCGAGUGGCCAUCGACACUGAUGCCGUGGCUCCUUGCCCCAUUUGAGGACGAUCAAAUCGGCGGAGUCGGUACCUGCCAGCGGGUGAAGCGCAUCGAUGGCGACCUCACAACCCGCAUCUUCAACUGGCUUGGGGCGGCGUAUAUUGAGCGCCGCAACUUUGAGAUAUCAGCCACCCACAACAUCGACGGCGGUACUUCUUGCAUGUCUGGCCGUACCGGUGCCUACCGCUCGAGGAUUCUCAAGGGCUAUCCGUUCCUUAGUGGCUUCAAGAGCGAGAAAUGGGGCAAGUACAUCCUCAACGCUGAUGACGACAACUAUGUUACUCGCUGGUUGGUCGCGCACCAGUGGAAGACCUGGAUCCAGUAUGAGCCCGAGUGUGAGAUCGAGACGACGUUGGAAACCAGCGUCAAGUUCCUGUAUCAGUGUUCCCGCUGGGCGAGAAGCAACUGGAGAAGCAACUGGACCAGUCUUGUGCACGAGAGACACGUGCUUACUCAACAACCAUGGUGCACUUACGCUCUCCACAUCGCAACUUUUACGUCCUUGGCCUUUGUUGUCGACCCGCUCCUGCUCUGUUCAUGCUGGUGGGCCACCGAGGGCUGGGAUGUCAACGACCGGUACACUCUUUUGGCGGCUGAGAUCGUGUUCAUGUUUGGCUUCACCAAGGUCGUCAAGCUGGUUGGACUCUUCCGCAAGAACCCACGAGACCUUAUCUAUUUGCCUGUUUCGAUUCUCUUUGGAUAUUUCCAUGGCCUCAUCAAAUUAUACGCUCUUUUUACACUUAAACAUACUUCAUGGGGAAGCCGCGCCGAUGGUGAUGAGCACAAUACGUUCCGUCUGCAAGAGAAGCCUCCUCGCAGUCAGACCAUGUUGACACCAUCCGGACCAGGCUUGGAUGACUUAUCUGAGAAGCCUUUAAGAGGCUCUCGAAAGACCGGCGGUGUCACGCAGAGUCGACGCCUGACUACCACCGGCACCGCAGUCUCGCACAACACCUGUGAGCACACCGACGGCGGAACUGCGGCUGUACCCACGGACCUUCCACCCCCAUCUCUGCAAGGUUAA
Neurospora hispaniola is the source of this 1533-nucleotide messenger RNA. Its product is annotated as nucleotide-diphospho-sugar transferase. Lineage: Eukaryota; Fungi; Ascomycota; Sordariomycetes; Sordariales; Sordariaceae. The transcript is spliced from 4 exons. The record is from RefSeq and is a predicted model, not a curated record. The coding region runs from base 1 to 1533 and encodes 510 amino acids.